ACACACACACACAUGAAGACGGCAGACAGUGAGUGAGCAAGAGAGAGAGAGAGAGAAAGAAUGAGGGAGGGAGGGAAUCAGUGUUAGUAGAGCGCAGACAGAAGACAGGCACUAAAGGAGGCUGUCGGACAGAAACACCACGAUCAUGAGUCAGAAACACACUGCAGUAUAGAGACACACACUGAGGAGCAAACAACAGCAAGACGGCGACUGAAGGAGCCUGUGUUUGAAUCUGUGAGACAGACAGACAGAGAAAGAGGCUGCCGUCUCUUGGUCUUCUCCCCGUUGGCGUGAGGUUGUGGCAGGCAUGGCGUCGGAGCCGGGCACCCAGUCCAGAGUGAUGUUUCAGACUAAAGUGGAGGAGCCUGCCCAACGCAAACUGGGCAAACUGACGGUCAAAUACAACCGCAAAGACCUCCAGAGGAGGCUGGACAUCGAGGAGUGGAUCGAUGGGCAGCUGCACCUGCUGUACGACUGCGAGGAGGAGGAGGUUCCUGAGCUGGAGAUCGACAUCGAUGAACUUCUAGAGCUGACAGAUGCAGAGCAGAGAUCUCGACUGCACGAGCUUUUGCAAGAAUGUGGAAAGCCAAAAGAGGACUUUAUCAACGGUCUGCUGUACCGGAUGAAGGGACUGCGGAAGAUGUCAGGAUCUCUCAAGAAAUAGUUUUAGGUCAAAAGCUGGAUUUUUCAAGAUAAUGUGAAGCACCCGGCCCCGCCCCUGACCCCGCCCACAACAACAAGCCCCACCCACUCCUCCUGUCUGUACUGUAGAGCGCUGUGAGUCUGUCUGUGGACGUUUCUAUAAUUCACUGCACACAUGGGUCAACGACAGAAACUUCCAGAAACUGUGUUUUUGACCACUAAUAAUUCUGUAGUUUCUCCAGCAUUGCAGAUAAAACGAAUGGCCUAUUAUUACUCAAAUGAGAUGUUUUUUUUUGUUUUAU
Sinocyclocheilus anshuiensis is the source of this 944-nucleotide messenger RNA. Its product is annotated as protein phosphatase 1 regulatory subunit 14B-like. The transcript is spliced from 4 exons. The coding region runs from base 308 to 664 and encodes 118 amino acids. Gene Ontology annotation, molecular function: protein serine/threonine phosphatase inhibitor activity. The record is from RefSeq and is a predicted model, not a curated record. Gene Ontology annotation, cellular component: cytoplasm. Gene Ontology annotation, biological process: regulation of phosphorylation; innate immune response. Lineage: Eukaryota; Metazoa; Chordata; Actinopteri; Cypriniformes; Cyprinidae.